AUGACGUGCUCCAAGAAGUUCAUGCGGAACUACAAGGGGUUUGACGCUGUGGAUGUCCAUCUCGCGGAUGAUGGAAUCGUCCAAGCAAUCGGCAGUGGGGACAUUGUCAUGUCGAUGAAGACACCCCAAGGGAUGAAGAAAGGUGUGCUCACAAACGUGUGGCACAUCCCAAAGCUAUCCAGAAACCUGUUCUCGGUCGGCCGCUUCACCAAGGAUGUCGGCCCAGUGACGUUCACGAAGGAUGGGUGCUAUGGAGAAGCGAAAGGGACCAAGUGGAAAAUUGGUGCCCGUGAAGGUAAAGGACUGUUCAAGCUGCAAAUGACUCCAGUGGCGCCGGAACAAGCAAAUGCAGCCAAGUCGUCGGGAUGUCAAGGGGGCACCAAGUCGUACCUCUGGCACCUUCGGCUUGGCCACAUAGGUCACGAUGGACUCAAUUGCAUCGUGACGAAGGACAUUGGAAUUGGCAUCGACAUAUCUUCGGUGAAGAAGUGGGACGUGUGUGAAGGUUGUGCUCUGGGAAAACAGACUCGAGUGCGCUUCCAAUCAAACACUACAGCUCGCACCUCCAAACUCCUCGAAGUGAUUCACAGCGACGUAUGCGGACCGAUGUCGAUGGCAACUUUCAGUGGAAAACGGUACUUCGUGACAUUCAUUGAUGACAAGUCAAGAUACUGUGUCGUCUAUCUGCUCAAGAGCAAAUCUGAAGUUGCGGCGAAGUUCAUGGAAUACGCUGCGAUGGCCGAAACGCAAACCGGAAAGCGCGUGAAGUACCUUCAAAGCGACAAUGGGGGUGAAUACAAGUCCGACAAGCUGGCACGAUUCUGCGCGGAACGGGGAAUACAACAAAGGUUCACACCCCCAUAUACUCCUCAGCUAAACGGAGUAGCUGAGAGAAUGAAUCGCACGCUGGUCGAGUGUGCGCGUUGCAUGAUGGAACACGCUGGACUGGGAAAGAGCUACUGGGGUGAAGCAGUGAUGACGGCGAUGUUUCUUCGAAACCGCUGUCCAACACGUGCCAUUCACCAAGACAAGUCUCCAUAUCAAGUGUGGACGAUGAAGAAACCGAUUCUGGCCAACCUUAAAGUGUUUGGAUGCCACGCGUAUGUUCAAGUGCCUCAAGACAAACGCGCAAAAUUCGACUCCAAGUCAUCACUCUGUUGUUUCCUGGGGUACGCCGAACACCAGAAGUCAUAUCGAUUCGAGGAAGUAUCAACAGGAGCGAUCAAGAUCAGUCGCGAUGCCACGUUCAUGGAAGACAAGUUUGAUGAAGGUCCACGCAACUACAACGAUGAUUCAAGUGCGGUUGAGUUCGACAAUCAAGACGACGACGAAGAAAAAAAGAAGAAGGCAAAACUGACGACGACAUGGACUCGAGCGACGAUGACAACGAAGACACCAGGUCUUCGAAGAGCAACAUCAAGAGACACACGCGCACUCAAUCACUUGAGAAAGCUACCGUCAUUCCAAGUCCCAAGCGAAGAACUGGGGAAAACGCCGACUACGUUCAAGUCGGCUAUGGAAUCAAGCGACUCCGGCAAGUGGAAAGAAGCGUGUGACUCGGAGUUCGACUCGCUUCAGAGAAACGACACGUGGGAAAUCGUGCCUCUUCCGAAAGGUCGCAAGGCCAUCGGGUGCCGAUGGGUUUUUCGUGUAAAGGAGAAUCAAGAUGGCGAAGUUGAACGUUUCAAGGCAAGACUUGUGGCCAAAGGAUUCUCACAGAAAUUCGGAGUUGACUAUGAAGAAACUUUCGCACCGGUGGCCAAGUUCACAUCGAUUCGUGUGGUGCUCAGUAUGGCGGCUAAGUACGGCCUAAUGCUACAUCAGAUGGACGUCAAGACAGCGUUUCUUAACGGCUCCCUCAACGAAGACAUCUACAUGGACCAGCCGGACGGAUACCUGGAUGCAACACAGCCGGACUAUGUGUGCAAGCUAAAGAGAUCACUCUACGGCUUGAAGCAAUCGCCUCGCAUGUGGAACCAAACAAUCGAUGGGUUCAUGAUCAAGAUGGGAUUCAAGAAGUGCGAAUCGGACCACUGCAUCUACAUCAAGCGAGACGACCAAGACAUGAUUCUCGUGGUGCUCUACGUCGAUGAUCUCAUCCUGGCCAGCAGCAACAACGAACUCCUCAAGUCAACCAAGAUGGCGCUGAGCAAACGCUUCGAAAUGACGGAUCUCGGUGAGCUCGAUUACUUUCUCGGCAUGGAGAUCAAGAACGACCGUAAGACGGGAAUGGUGACUGUACAACAAACCAAGUUCCUCAAGUCCGUGUUAACCAAGUUCGGAAUGGAUAACAGCAAGCCAGUGAAGACGCCUCAAGAUCCCGGCCUGAAGCUAACCAAGAACAUGUGUGAACAAGAAUGCAAGCACGAAGACACCAUGUGCAACGUGCCAUAUCGAAGUGCUGUCGGAGGCAUCAUGUAUCUCAUGGUCGCCACACGUCCGGAUCUAGCUGCUGCAGUGGGAUCAUUAUCCCAGUUCUCGUCCGACCCAUGCCCGACUCACUGGCAAGCUUUGAAGCGUGUGCUGAGAUACCUGCAAGCAACGCCCAAUCAUGGUCUUGAGUUUACACGUGAAGAAGGAAGCCGUAUCUGCGGGUACACCGACGCAGACUGGGCCGGCGACAUUGAGUCAAGACGAAGUACAAGCGGAUAUGUGUUCAUGAUGAGCGGAGGAUGCAUCAGCUGGAAAAGCCAGAAACAACGGACGGUCGCGCUAUCUUCAACAGAAGCAGAAUACAUGGCGCUUUCCGAAGCAACCAAAGAAGCAGUAUGGCUCAAAGUGCUUUUGGGGGAACUUGGUGAGAUGACAAGCGACGAAGCGAUCAAGAUGUAUGAAGACAACCAAGGAUCAAUCGCUCUCGCCAAGAACCCGGAGUUCCAUAAGAGAACAAAACACAUCGACAUACGCUACCAUUUUGUGCGUGAGAAGGUGGAAUCAGGUGAAGUCGUUUUGGAGUAUUGCCCGACUCAAGAUAUGCUGGCAGACAUGAUGACCAAGCCGAUCGCCGCUGUACAAUUUGAAAACAUUCGCGAUCGACUUGGGAUCCAAGGUGCCGCAGCUAACGAGUCGAGAGGGAGUGUUGAAAAGACAGCGGCUGUGAAGAAGACACCUCGUCAGGCUGCGUCAAGUGUUGAAGCAAGUGGAAGACCAAGCUUCGCUAUACCGGUGGGUACCGGUAUGUACCAGUAA
Messenger RNA from Peronospora matthiolae, 3189 nucleotides. Lineage: Eukaryota; Oomycota; Peronosporomycetes; Peronosporales; Peronosporaceae. The record is from the annotation of a GenBank genome assembly.